AUGCCUAAUGUAGGGGCUAGGGAAGUGCCAGCCUCACCUGAAACGGGAUUAUUUGAUAGAGCGGCUGAGGAUGAUGCACUAUUUCAAGCUAUGCUCCGUAUUCUGGAAAGGGUUGUAGGGACCAGUUCCGGUGCUUUGGGCCGUGGGUCAACUUUUGACCGACUCCGGUCAAAUGGAGAAAAAAAAUUUAGGGGUAUUUCUGGAGUAGCCCCUAAUGUCGCUGAAUACUGGUUGAAAGCCACGGAAAGAAUAAUGGAUGAUCUCGACUGUAUUUCUGAGCAAAAAAUAAAAGGUGCAGUGUCUCUACUGCAAGAUGAGGCAUAUCAGUGGUGGCUUACCGGGAAUAAGAUUGUGGGAGAAUAUGAGGCAGAUUCCCUGCGAUUGAGUCAUUAUUCACGGGGGAUAGUGGCAACUGAGUAUGAACACAGUGUGCGAUUUGAUGACGGCCUACGGGAUGAGUUGCGAGUCCUGAUAGCUUUGCAGAGGGAGCUAGAUUUUGCUGUCCUUGUGGAAAAGCCAAAAAUCACCAACGAUGUGAAGCGCUCUGAGUGCCAAAAUCGUGAGAAAGAUAGGGGCAGGUUUAAGAGGGAUUCAGAGCCAUCAAGUUCUUCUAGAAGGCUUAAAAGGAAGGUCAAAUUGGGGCGUGUUUCAGAUGUGGGUCUAAGAUUGGGGCAUGUUUCAGAUGUGGGUCUAAGGAACAUCAAGUUAAGGAUUGUUCUUAGAGGCCUACUCAGAUGCAAGCUACAAGGGCAGGGUUUUGCUCAACUAGUGAGAGGAGUUCAGCAGCCACCGAGAGAUCGUGGGUAG
Molecule: messenger RNA, 807 nt
Organism: Gossypium raimondii (Peruvian cotton)
Lineage: Eukaryota; Viridiplantae; Streptophyta; Magnoliopsida; Malvales; Malvaceae
Exons: 3
Coding region: 1-807 (268 amino acids)
Source: RefSeq, a predicted model, not a curated record